AUGGCACCGCCUCUAAGUAUUCAUAGGGUUGUAGUUGUUUCUCUUUUUCUUCCAUAUACAGUUUCUUUCGAUAUUGGUAAAGAGAGAGAAAUCACCUUCUCUCCAGUUGAUAUUAAUUUGACGGUUCCAAAGCCAAACCUCAUUGAAAGGCUGGCGGCUAAGCGCGCUGACGGACCCGUUACCCCCAGUCAACAAAUUGAAGAUCCUAUUAAUAAGCUUUUCCCUUCGAAAGGGCAUACUACUCCACCACCUACAACUGGACGGACUCAACCUCGUAGUCGCGCACAAAAGCUUGAAUUAAAUAAUAAAGGAUUUUCGUCUCUUCCUUUUUCCUCACGUCGUGUUUCCAUUGAUAGUUCGAAAGUUUUCGAUGAAGCUCCUUGGACUGUUGAACCUUGUACGCAAGGCAAUAUCGGUUUACAAAAUGCUAUAAACUCUGUCGCCCAAAACUUUACUAAACGUGUCUGGAUAGGAACUCUUGGCAUGCCUACAGACGUGCUCACAGAAAAGACGCGAGAGAAUAUUCGUGUCAAAAUGACGACAGAAUAUGAUUCAAUUCCUGUAAUUGUUGCAGAUCAAGAUUUUGAAGGACAUUAUAAUCAGUUUUGUAAGCAAGUUCUUUGGCCUACUUUUCAUUAUGUUCUUCCAGAUAAUCCAAAGAAUAAAAUUCAGGAAGAUAAAGGCACUUCAUGGAAACAUUAUGUUGCGCUUAAUCAAUACUUUGCUGAUAUCAUCACGGAGAAUUAUCAACCCGGCGAUAUAAUUUGGGUCAAUGAUUAUCAUUUAUUGUUGGUCCCAGGAAUGAUCCGUAAAAAGCUUCCAAACGCGAUGAUUGGAUUUUUUCUUCAUAUUCCAUUCCCAAGUUCAGAAAUCUUUAGAUGUUUGCCUGUACGCAAAGAGUUACUUGAAGGUGUUCUUGGAGCAGAUCUGAUUGGGUUCCAGACUUGUUCUCGAAUAUUGUCAUUAGAGACUACUCCUAAAGGAAUUCAACUUGAAAAUAACUUUGUUUCUGUUGGUAUUUUCCCAAUUGGAAUCGAUAUUCAGGCUUUAAAUGAAAAAAGGAAAGAUCCGGAGGUACGUUAUUGGAUUGGGGUACUCGGUGAAAAGUAUAAUGGUAAAAAAUUAGUAGUUGCACGUGACAAGUUGGAUUAUGUUAAGGGAGUCCGUCAAAAGAUGCUUGCUUUCGAGACCUUUCUCACGAUGCACCCUGAAUGGCAAGGAAAGGUCGUUUUAAUUCAAGUCGUACUUUCUACUACUGAACAAAAUGAACUACAAAGCCAAGUAUCAGAUGUAGUGGCUCGAAUCAAUUCGAAGUUUAGUAACCUUUCGUAUCAGCCAGUCGUAUAUCUUCAUAAAGAUAUUACUUUUAGUCAAUACUUGGCGCUUCUUUCAGCAGCUGAUGUGUGUCUGAUUACUUCAUUACGCGACGGAAUGAAUUUGACAUCACACGAGUAUGUGAUUUGUCAAGAGGAAAAGCAUCGACCAUUGAUUCUUAGCGAGUUUGCUGGAACUUAUGGAAGUUUUGGUGCAGCUAUUCGUAUUAAUCCAUGGGAUUAUCAAGAAUGUGCUGAAGCUAUUCAUGAGGCUUUAAUUAUGAAUGACGAAGAGGCUACAACUAAAUGGAAGGUUACAAGUUUUGUUUCAGAACUUGAAAAGGUUCAUAGUGAUAUGCAGCGGCGCUUUUCAAUUCAUAUUCCUCAUUUGAACCCAAGAUCUUUUUUGGGAGAUUUCAAAGACGCUCAAAAAAGAUUGUUUUUGUUAGAUUAUGAUGGUACGCUCGCAGCUUAUGAAAAAGCCCCAAACACUAUUAAUUCGACAAAACGCCUCGUUGGUCUGUUAACUAGACUUACAAGCGAUUCACAUAACGUGGUAUAUGUAAUGAGCGGAAGAACAUUCGAAAGUUUAGAAGAACAAUUAGGGGAAGUACCCAAUUUAGGAAUGAGUGCUGAAAAUGGGUCAUAUUUGAAAUUAAUCGGUGGUAAAUGGGAAAAUUUAUUUACCGAUUUGGAUAUGAGCUGGAGAGAUCAAGUGGAUGAGAUAUUCGAGUAUUAUACCGAAAGAACUCCAGGAUCACUUAUAGAAAAAAAGAAUGUAUCAAUUGUUUGGCACUAUCGUUCUGCUGAUAAUUCUAGUUAUGGAGCUUGGCAAGCUGCUGAAUGUCAGAACCAUAUCCAAGACGCAUUAGGGUCAACAUAUCCAAUUCACGCAAUUGCUGGAAAUAAAAAUAUUGAGGUUAUGCCACGUAACAUCAACAAAUCUGUUGCUAUUAGGCAAAUUCUUACAACAAUAGAACCAGAUUUUAUUCUUUGCAUGGGAGAUGAUCGAACAGAUGAAGACAUGUUCGAUUUUGUAAAUAAGUUGGAAAAUGUUAAAACAGCAAUAACUUGCACAGUUGGAUCAAAGAGUAGCGAAGCAAAAUGGUUUGUUAGUGGUGUAUUGAGGUAA
Messenger RNA from Funneliformis geosporum, 2445 nucleotides. The record is from the annotation of a GenBank genome assembly. Lineage: Eukaryota; Fungi; Glomeromycota; Glomeromycetes; Glomerales; Glomeraceae.